This is a messenger RNA of Bactrocera oleae (olive fruit fly), 6470 nucleotides long. Lineage: Eukaryota; Metazoa; Arthropoda; Insecta; Diptera; Tephritidae. The record is from RefSeq and is a predicted model, not a curated record.
UUUAAACUUUUAUUGCUUUCGAUUCGCACGUCUCUGUAAAUUCUCUUAGACAGAGCAUGCGCAUGAAUAGUUUGCAUUCACACUGGUUACGCGCUCACAGCUGUUAGGUACACAUCUCUGCGCUCUUAUAUCACUUCGUUUAUGUUUAUUUAUUUCGCAGAUGCUGAUUUAAAAUUUUUGUUGUUGUAUUACCUAACGUAAUUGACUCUACUCGUUCGUUCACUUCGCACUCAUGCGCUCACUCAAAUAGCGCAGGGCACUCAUUUGUGUACAACUUGUUACCUACUUGUUUCGCAGCUCUUAUGCAUACACAUGUAUAAUUCGUAUACUCGUACCUGGUGGAGUGCGAGCGAGUGUAUUUAGUUUGUUGGGGCUUUGCGAGGGGCGCCCAGUGGGCAUCGCGUGAGCCAACUGGCGUUCGGUGUGCCACUCCGUGCACGUUUACACUCGCCGAGAAUUUUACUACGCUGUUCGGUGGCAUUUAAGGCAGACAGUCAGGCUAUUAGCCAGUGUUUGCUUCGUUUUGUAGUGACAAACCGUGCACUGCUCGUAGAAACGUUGACGAAUUCGCUUGUGUGUUUAAGAGCGGAACAGAAACUCGAAACUUUAGAAUUAUAAUUUUUUUGCUUUAAUUAAAUAAUCAACUCAUUUAAAAAAUUGUGGUUGAAAACUAAGCAAACAAGUGAUUCUAAACUUAUACUUCGUGCAAAUAUAUAGUAAUAAUUUUAAGGAAAUAGAAAAUUAUUAUUCUACAAAGAAAUACAAACAACUGUAAGCAAAGUGUAUUUAUAAUAUUAUUAUCGAAAGCAUGAAAACGCUUUUCUACUAAGUGCGGUAAACAAAAUUGCUAAAAGCUCAAAAUAAAAAAAAGUUGCAACUCAUUAAAAUCUGCAAAGCACUCGAAAAACGUUCGCGAAGAAAGCAUUAAUUAAAGAAAAGAAGCGCAAAUGUCAAAAAGAUCGGGUGUUGUGUCAACGGCGAAUAUCUUUCAUUACAAUACGGUUAUAUUUUUGACGUGCCUCCGCCUGCCAAAGUGCUAUCUGUUUUGUGAAAAAAUGAAAAAUUUUAAUUUAUAAAUAUCUAUUAUUUGUACUAUAUUUUCACUGAACGAGUCGUAAAUCACCAAAAAUACUCAGAAAGUUAAAAUUGCGAAAAUUGAAAAAAGCAAAACGCAGAAUUAAGCAUUUAAGCAAUCUUGAGAACAACAAUGAGAUUUAUUCACUUGCACAAUACGAGGCAAGAAGCUUAAAGUGGAGACAAGCGACAGUGAAAGCAAUCAAAGCAACAUUGGCGAUAGCUGUGGCAACAACAAUCUCACAAAGAAAAUCAACGAUAACAGCAACUGCAACAACAACGAUAACUCAACUGACGACUAUAACGGAAAUUAUUAGAGUGCAGUAAAGAAUCAAAACUGAAACAAGAACAAGAAAAUCCAGAAAUCCUUAAUAAAUCUUGCAAAAUUGCGUUGCAUUCGAUCAAAGCAGCCAACUCACCACCGUCAACGCAUACAGACCUAACCACCGACAACAACGAUCUCAACGAGGAUCGAAAUAUAAACAUAACCAACAACAACAAUACAACUAAUAAAUUAUGUUCCUCCAUUAAACGCGAAAAACGUGUGCAAUUAAUGCAAAUCCCUCUAUUACCAUUACCACUACCUCAGGCAACACUAAUUGCGCAGCCACACCCCAUUAGAUAAUACCACGAAAUUGAUCGACUCUAAUAAAACGAUUGUAUGUGAAAAGUCACUUUCUCCAUUGCGUCAGAAUUUACAAUCGAAUUGUUUAAACGGCAGCGACAAUAAAACCAACAACAACAAUAAUAACACUAGUGUCUCGAGCAAUAAGAAUUUGCUUCUAGCAAAAUCGCUGAAGAAACGCCCAAGUCGGUCACCGCAUCGGUAUUUCGUCCGGCUACAUUGGCCGAUUUGAGCGGUACACAUACAACAACGGCAACAGCAACGCCGCUAUCGCCGCCACUACCAACGCUCGUACCAUCGACUACGAGCACUUCGUCGGUAUUUGUGAAUGCAGCAAAUGCACCGUCGUUGCCGCCGUUGAACGCCGCUCCGCGCGCCCAAUCGGUAACGGCUUCUGUAUUUACGCCGAUUUCGCAGUUGUUGCUCAAAGAGGAACCCGAUGAUUUGGCACACCUGGCUCCAGCUGCUGUUGAUGCUUGCAUGCGCCUCGAUGACCCUGUACCAUUUUGUGGUGAAAUGCUAUUAGGUCUGUGCUCUUACUCCUAUGGCAGUUUCCUGCCCGAUGAUUACAGUUCACUCGAUUCCAAUACGAGCUCCUCAUCGCCAGAUACACCAAAUCAAAAUAGCAACAACAGCGCUAUUAAUAACAGCAAUAACAAUCAUAACAGUAAUAGCAUUAACAAAAUCGGCUUGAGUAGUCCCACACAUCAACAGAAUUGUAAUAGUAAUUUAAAUGCUGGCACAUUGCAUAAUAACAACAGCAAUAGCAAUAAUUUAUGCAACAAACCAGUUGUACACAUCGAUCCAUUCAUAAACUAUAGGGAGGAAUCGAAUGACACCAACUGUUCGCAGCAUUUACUCUCGCCCAGCGUGGCAUCAAAGAGUCCUGAAGCAAGCAGUCUACCAUCGCUCUGCAGUCCCAACUCCCUCAGUCAGGAUGAUGGAUUUGCAUUUAUGACAAUGAGCGUUGACGAAGACAUAGACAUGAGUAUGCGUGCACCAUAUAUUCCAAUGAACGAGCAAGAGGAUUUGCCACUCCUCACUGCCGACGAUCUGAUGUGGUGCGCCAGCAAUGGCCUCGGCAGCGAAGAGCUGAACAAUCAAAAGGAUGUCGACGCCACGUUGCAACAAUUGCAAUUGCAACAACAACAGUCUAGCGAAAGCAACCACAACCUCUUGAAUGGCUAUCAUGAUGCUCAACACAUCAGUCAAUCACAUUUCAAUUCAUUGUGCUCUUCACCUGCAUCGACCGUUUCAUCACUAUCACCGUCACCGGUGAAUCAUCAACAACAACAACAGCAACAGCAGCAGCAGCAACAACAACAACUGCAAGAUACAAGUUGUGUUUAUAGUACGGACACUAGUGAAUUGGCGGCGCUGCUUUGUGGCUCCGGUAACGGCACUUUAUCAAUUCUGAAUAAUAAUUGUGGUGGUGGUAGUAGUGGUGGUGCAGAGGAUCGUAAUGUUGCUUUGCAGCAGCAACAACAACAACAACAACAACAGCAGACACAUUGCGUUGAUUUUCGUUUGCAGUUGCAACAAGAGUUGGCCGCCGAACAGCAAGAGCAGCAACGGCAGCUGCAACUGCUCGGCUUGAACAUAGAUUGCAAGAAGGAGAGUUCACUGUCGCCGAGCUUAUGUGAUUCGCUGGAGGACACCUUUGACAAUGUUUACAGUAAGGAUUCUACGAAUCUUGAUUGCUGGAAUGAGUUGUUGCAAAUCAAUGUCAGCGACACUUCAUCCUCAGCAUCGCCCUCGCCUGUGGCAUCGUUAAACUCGCCAACUCAGCAACAACAACAACAGCAUAAGCUGGACAAUAGCAAAUCACACUUGCGCCUGGAGCAACAUCUGUCGUCGCCGCAGCAGCAGCAACAGCACAAUAUAAUUUUGAAUGCCGUGCCAUUGAUAACAAUACAAGACACUAAGAAUAUUUUGUUGCAACAGCAGCAGCAGCAGCAACAACAACAACAACUCAAUAUCAGCAAUAAAAUGCUAAUAAAAGAUGAAAUGUUGCCAGCGAAUCGUGGUGGUCAUAAAGUCACAACAAUCAAGUUGUUGAAUGGCCAAGCAACAACAAUGACAACACCAACAAUUGGUACAAGCGGUGCCACAGUGCGUAUGAUUGAUAUUAAACAGCAGCACGGACAACAAAGGCAAAACCAGCAACAACAACAACAACAGUCGCAUAAACGACAUUUGGUGAGCUCCAUGCCCAGCACACAGCUGGAGAGCAAGCGCAUGAAGAGCACUGCAAUGGACUUGCAGUCUGUGCCACAGCUGCUGCAACAACUAGUAUCGCCCUUGCAGCCGCAACACUUGAAGGGGCAACAACAAAAACUGCAACAACAGCAGCAGGCACGCAAAGCCAACAGUAGCGUGUCGCGUUGGGUCACCGCCGCCGAGCUAAAAGCCAACUGCAAUGGCAUGCAACAACCGCAACCACAAUCAAAUUCAGUGCUGAAGAAUUUGCUAAUUAGCGGCUGCGAUACACCUACCUUUACUAAGGAGAGCGGUAUGCUCAUGGAUGAAGACUCAUUGGGUCAAGCACCAUCUCCACCACCGUCGGCCAUGUCGCCAUCACUCAUUAAACCUUUACAUUGUCAAACAUCGACGGCUGCAUUGUUACGCAACUAUCGUCACAAUCCCAUGAUUGGCGGUCCCGGUGUGUUGCCAUCACCACUAUUUGGAGCGGCUAGCAGUAACGAUAGUUCUAUCGGCAGCAGCAGCGGCGAACUAAGCCCACCUGGCCUUACACCGGCCGACACGGAAUCGACUUCGGACAGCGGCAUAGACGAAAUUAGCAUGAUUGAAACCUCCUCACCGAUUAAAAUACAAUUGGAACAACCUAGCAGCCCACAUUUCGAGACGUCGACAAGCGGUUGCUCGGCCGCCACCAAGGAUAUGCUUUUAAUGAAAUGCUUGAACAGCAAAGCGGCCAAAAAGCGUGCAUUGCUCAGUGAGGUACAAGCGAAACAACAACAACAAACACCACCUGCUGGCAACGGUAUUGCCAGUUUAGGCGAGACGACGACCAAUAGUCCUGCUGGCGGUCGUAAGGGUUCGCUAACAUCUUUCAUCGAUAAUAUGAAUCCACUCAUGGAACCGUUUAUAAUGGAUUUAUGUAAUGAUGAUUACGCUGUGCCAACCGAGCCAUUGUUAGGACCAACUGAAAUUGAUAAUGUGCUUAACAACUGGAGCCACGAGAUGGCCUAGUCAGCGGUGAACGUAGGCCAUACUAAAACUAUACGGAAAAUACGAACCAAACAUUUACACACGACAAAGACGAAAUCGUCGAAGAGACGAUGACAAGGCAGACGAAAUAGGGAAAAUAUUGGGGGUUAAGAAAGAGCUUUAUAACAUAUUCAAUGCAUUUACACACGUACAUAUGUAAAAGGUAGGGAGAUGCUAAAAUAAUUGUAUAGGUUGUGGGGAAAAACAAUUGGCGCACGCACAAAACAGAUUGUAACGGGGUAACUGUAAAUAAAGCCAUCAUUCGGAAGUUUUCGGAAGAACUGUGGUCGACAUUAACAAAUACCUUGUGCAAACAAGAAGCGAUGGCUGAAGCAUUAUUCAAUUGUUGGCGCCGGUGACAGAGGAUAUCGCUAUUGAGAAAAGAAAAGAAAACUAAAAGCGAUCCUUCGUCACCGAAUUUUGCUCUUUUAUUUUGAAAAUUCGAUUAGUUGUGCUGUUAAACCUGGAAAAGCUCAUUUUGGCUAUAAUUUGUUGUUGACGAAUAGCAAGCUCGAGCUUUUGGAUUUGCGUAAUAGGCUUAGAGAAUACGCAAAACGGGAUAGGAAGGAAAAUUUGAGAAAGGAAUAUUUUUACGAAUACUUUAUUUUCUUACGGGACAGUUACCAACAAACACACACAUAAUGCAAUUAAUUUGGUUUCAGGUAAAGAGAAAUAGAAACAAUAGAGAAUAUAGAAAUACCAUCACACUUAAUGAAUACAGCAAAAAGGUUUACAGACCACUGAGUAGGAACAACAUAACAACUUUUAAAGCUCACACCUCAAAAAAAAAAAAUUUAUAUUAUAAUAUUGGAAUGUAUAAACGCUUGAAAAGCUGUUCGGUUUAAAAAUAUUUGGCUGGCAUAAAUAAAGCGAUUUUUUGAAGGACAAUUUCAUUUCGAAAACAUUACAGAUGAACCUAGAGAACAUGUUUCGAGACAAGUUAAAAUUGAAGGGAUUCCCAUGAAGCAUAUACGCAUAAGUUUUUGUUUUUUUAAUUUUGUUAAAAUUACUUGCAAAACCAAACAGUUUCUUACAGUACGUGUUACGAAUUGUUCCAAAAAUGUUGAAAAACAUGCAUGUGCGAUUUUUUCAAAUCGCUUAGGCUCGCUUCAUUUAUGCUGGCAGAACGCUUCUUCAAGCAAUAAUCUAAACAAUUGAGUGCUGGACUGUUAUUUCUUAAUUUUUUCAAGUUUAAAAAUUUUAAUCGUUUUUGGAUUUUUCUUAAGUUUAUGUAAUUUUCGAAAAAUAUUAAAGGUAACCAAGCAGCACAUACAUACAAUCAUAUAGCAACAACUUUUAACCGAAUCAAGAACCCACAUAGAAAUAAUAAGAAAUUUGUGUAGUCAGCAGUAAAAAAUAAAAAAAUAAAAGAAAUAACAACAAAUAGAACAGCAGUAAAUAUACAUUUAAAAACUUUGUUAGUCUUAACUUUUUACUGCCCAAAACAGAAGUAAACAUUGCGAUUAGUUAUGUAAGUGCAAAUCUUUAUAUAGUACGUACAAACAUAUAUGAAAAUUGAAAAAAGUUAACACAAAGUUAA